UCAUAUCGAGCAUUUUCAUCAACAAACGCUAUGAUUGAUAUGUUAGCGCGAGUGCAACGAAUGUGUGAAGCAACCGGAUCUGCGGGUACCGGAUCCGAAAUGAGCAAAGAUUACGAAAGAAUCAUUCAGUUGAGGAAUGAAAGCGAUGAAAAUUUGGAUCGAAGUAAAUAUGCACACAGUUCACCAUCACACACAUCGGGUUCAGGCAUUCGUCGCGCUAUAUCAUUUCAUAGUACAUCGCCAACAAUUCGCAAAUCAACAGAAAUGAUAACGUCACCUUUUUACGAAUAUCGUUCGAGUCUACCACAAUUUCAAUUGCAACGACUACUUGAUGCUUUUGAAAAGGAGCAGAAAAGUUUUAAUGAUGAAUCGACGCGGUCAAUUCGUGCUCUUGAAGAAAGAUGCAGACAAUUUGCGGAUAAUCAAGCAAUUCUUCAAGUUCGACUUCUGGAAAAAGAUUCCGAAAUAGAAUUGCUAAAAGCUCAAUUAAGCACACGUACUGCGGCUGAUGAACAACUCCGAUUAAUGAAAGUAAAACUGGACAAUGAAUUACUCGAAAGUAAGAGUAAAAGUGAUCAAAUUCGUGUUUUGACGGAGCAAGCUGAAAUUGUUAAAAAACAACACGAAAAUGAAAUCCGAGAAAAAGAUAUAUGUAUCAGUGAACUUUUCUCAAAAUUGAAGGCUGCUGAAGAUGCGAGUAAACCAGCAUUUGAGAAAACUGCCAACCUUCAAAGUGAAAUUGAUGGGUUAAAACAACAGUUAGCCGAAAAGGAAGCUGAUCUCCAGAAAUGCGGAAAUUGUUAUGAUGAAAUGCGAAAAGCCGAACAAUUAAUUGAGCAAAUUCGUCUGGAACGUGAUGAAGUACGAUCAACACUGAAUAAAAUACCCACCUGUGUUAUUUGUCUCGAUAAACGGGUGCGUUUAAUUUUAAUUCGUAAUAAUUCUAGCAAACUCAUUAGAGAUAAGAUUGAUUAA
Molecule: messenger RNA, 975 nt
Organism: Acanthocheilonema viteae
Lineage: Eukaryota; Metazoa; Nematoda; Chromadorea; Rhabditida; Onchocercidae
Source: the annotation of a GenBank genome assembly